Naumovozyma dairenensis CBS 421 is the source of this 2367-nucleotide messenger RNA. It is a transcript of the gene SNX41, whose product is annotated as Snx41p. NCBI's taxonomy places the organism in Eukaryota, Fungi, Ascomycota, Saccharomycetes, Saccharomycetales, Saccharomycetaceae. The transcript has a single exon. The record is from RefSeq and is a predicted model, not a curated record. Gene Ontology annotation, biological process: retrograde transport, endosome to Golgi. The coding region runs from base 1 to 2367 and encodes 788 amino acids. Gene Ontology annotation, molecular function: phosphatidylinositol binding.
AUGAACAUCUUUGACACAUUGAAAGAUAUAGAAUCCUCUGAUGAUCGAGAGGAGCAGGAACCUGUGGUUGAUCCUAUAAACACAGAUAAGGACACAAGUACAUUAAAACUAUCUCAGAACUUAUUUAUAGACAACAAAGAUAAUUGGACACAAAACAAAAGAGACAAAAAGAAGAAGAAGAAGAAUGAAAACAAGCAACGACAACAAUUACACUUGCUGCCACAGUCACAACCGGAGGUAUUAUAUCAUCCAGACAGUACAUCGUUUCAAUCUUUAAUGAUUGAUGAAGAAGAUAAUAAUCCAUUCGUAGGAACAAAUCAUCUAUAUGCUUCAGGUAUAAACACAACUCCUCCAUCAAAUUCACCAUCCUCCUUCUCACCGUCAUCUAUAUCAUCUUCUUCUUCACCGUCAAGAUCCAUUGCUAAUAAUGAACAUCACAUCAAGGCUUCAAAUUCAAUUAAUUCAUUAGUGUCUUCAAGACAUAUAAGCUCAACAGAGGAACAUAGUCAGGGAAACGUUGAAGAAGGGCCAACAUCAAAUAAUAAGAAUGCUCUUGAUGACGAACUAUCUUAUCAUAUCAAUUUGUCUGAUAAUAAUAACAAUCCAGAGUCACCUAUUCAUGAUAUCGCUACGAAUAACGAAAGCAAGAACGAUCCACAAAACUUUAUAUCUGCCUUAAGUGACGGUAGUAGUAACGAAGAACCAUUCGAAACAUUAUCAAUGUCUCUAUCGUUAGCGAAAAUAAAAAAACAAAAUACAAAAAUAUAUAAUCAAACAAGUCAUUUUAACGAUCAAGAUGAGAAUGACCAGGAUUACAGUAAUGAUGACGAUGACGAUGAUGAAAUACAAGUAAUAGAUACAGGUGAUUAUAAAGAUCCAUGGGGCAAGCAUGCCAUAGGUUAUGUCAUCCAAUAUAAUGGUUCAAAAGUAACAAGGAGAUAUUCUGAAUUUGAUACAUUAUAUCAAGUAUUGAAAAAAUUAUUGCCAACGAUAGUGGUACCUCCGAUUCCUUCAAAACACCCAUUAAUCAAUUAUUUCAUAAAUCCAAUCCAUGUUCAAAAUGAUUUAAAAAUUAUUGAAAAAAGAAAGAGGAAAUUUAUUUCAUUCUUAAAUAAUUGUAAUAAAAUUGACGAGAUUAGAAAUCUUUCUGUUUUCCAAAAAUUCUUAAACCCAGAAUAUUCUUGGAAAGACGUCUUAAAUUCUCCACCGAUUGUUAUAUUACCACUAAAUAAUUUAUUAGCACCCCCAUUGAAUCCAACAAAACCGAGCCCACUACAUAUACUAUUGCCCUCCCCAGCAUCCAUCACAAGAUUAGACUAUUCUAUAAUAAAUGAUUCCAAUGAAUCAUUACAUCUCAUAAAUAAUAAAUUCAUCAAAUUUGAAAAAUUAUUAAAAGAUUACAAGAUCCAUCUUUUACCAAUCUAUCAUACAGUGAAAUCAAACAAAUCAAAUCUUAUACAACUAUCAAAUACAAUUGCUAAAUUAGGCGCUUAUUAUAAUGCAUUCAGCUUAGAAAAUAAUGUCAUUUCAAAUGAUAACAAUUUACAGAUCAUUAAAACCUUAUCUGUAGGGAUUGAAAAAAUUGGUACUUCUUUUGAUAUUAAUUAUGUCCUCUUGGAGAAUUUAAUUGAUAAUAUCAAUUCCAAUCUGGAAGAAUCUGUGGAGGAAAUGAUCAAAUCAUUAGAUAAUUCUUUCAAGGUCUUACAUUUUAGAAAAUUAAAAUUAUUACAGUAUCAAAUUAUUGAAACAACUAUUAAAAAGAGGGAAUUCAGAAUCAAGUCUUUAAAAGAAAGUGCAAUUCAAUUACAGAAAUUGAAUGAAACUUUAGGGAAUAAUUCUUUAAACUCUCCGACUAUUAAUAAAACAAUUCUUUACUCAGAGGAUAAUGAAAAUAAUAACAAUUUACAGGAUUCAGAGUCACCCAUUGAAAUAUCAACUGAUCCAGAAUCAUCAACAAAUAAUUCCGCUUCGAAUCCGCGUCCAACUAGUAAAACGGCUCCUAUUGAUAACAAUCGAAUGCUACUAAAGACUCAAUUGGAAAGAAGGAGAAGGAAGGAGAAUUCCAAGAAGAUUCAUGGGUUUUACGAAAUUGACCCAUAUUUAUUGACUGAUCUUGAAAGGAAAGAAGAGUUGAAAAAAUUAAAUAAAGAAGUUGAAAAGCUAAAAGAAUGUUUCAAUUUAAUUACAAAAGAUAUUAAUGACGUUAAUGAAUCUAUGGAGAACAAUUUAAAUCAUUUGGUAAGUUAUUUAAACAUGAAAUGGGAAAAAUCUUUGAAAUAUAUCUCAAAAGAUAUCAUUUAUUUUUUACAAGAAUGUUUGAAAAGCUGGAAAAAUGCUAAAGCAAAAAUUCAUGCUAUAGUAAUAUGA